GCAUCGGUUGCAGAUGGACGUGCCAUCUGCAAUUAUUGUAUAAUUUUCACAAUACAGUCUAUAAAUCUGUGUCAGAAUAAAUUUGUGUCAGCGUAUGUCCGUCAUGCACGCUUUGACACGCUUACUAAGUGUUACAGUGUUGUUUACUGAAUUGUAACAAAACAAUGGAUAGUCCCUUCAAUAGAAGUACAAUGACUAGCCGAAGCCCGCCUCCACCGCAGAGAAGAUCAACUGAGGGAGCUUCAACCCCCACACCAUCAGUCGUCGAGGUUGUAUCAACCCAUGAAAUCCAGCAAUGGAUAUCAUCCAUUGAACUAUGCCUUAACGAAAUAUGCAAUGUAUCAGCAGAAGGCAAACUGAACUCGGACCAGAAACUGAGAAUCAGCAACAACAGCAGAAAAGUGAUAAGCGGCGUGUCUCAACUAGCUGUGCAAUAUCAGUCCUUGAAACAAAAAUACAUAUCAGCUCAAACAAUCAUCAAUACUUUAACUGAACAAAGGGAGUCAUCUGCCCAACUAGAAGAUCAGAUCGAGGAUCUAAAAGCCUGCAUUCGCUCUGCCCCAAAGGCACAACAACCGAACGUAUCUUUUGCUGACGUAGUGAGAACAAGUAAGAGCACUAUAGCAAGACCACCAAGCACCAGUAGUAUAGCCGUUUACCCAGCAAGCAAGGAUAAAACGAGCGAAGAGACAAAGGAACUAAUUCAGUCAAUCAUCAAGCCGAACGAAUUGAAACUUCAUAUCCGAGGGAUGAGAAAAACCAGGGGAGGAGGUAUUAUAAUCAGCGCUGAAGGCAAAAAUGAUCUUGAGAAGCUGAGAAAGUCAGAACUUCUGAAAACUUCAGGUCUCAAAGUCGAAGAGUCCACGAAACGGAAGCCUAAGGUGAUAUUGCUAGGAGUACCCACCAAUACAACAGACAAGGACGUUUUUCAAUGUCUGUAUGAGCAAAACAUCGCGGGUAAAUAUCAACACAUGGACCACAGUAAGUUCUCAAGCUCCAUAAAACUGAGCCACAAAACUGGCAAAAAAGACGGUCCCUACUGCAAUUAUGUCUUAGAACUCACCUCUGAACUAAGAAAAAUCCUCAUAGAACAGGAGAGAGCCUACAUAAAUUGGACCUCUUGCCCAGUCAGAGACUACACACUUGUAACCAGAUGUUACAAGUGUCAACAAUAUGGACACUCGGCGAAGUUUUGUAGAGAAUCAUCGUCCACCUGCGGGCACUGUGGCUUGCGCUGGGCAUUCAAUCAAAGAAUGCUCAAAAUUAGAAGAACCUGCGACCUGUGCCACGUGCCGGCGUUUUAACAAACCAAGCCAGCAUAAAACGGGAGAAGAGAGCUGCCCUGCCAGGAAAAUCGCUGAAGCAAGAUACUUAAGUUCAAUUGACUAUGAGGGCGCCUAGAGCGCCACAAAGGCCAGUAUAGGCAGGACAAGGAUGGGUAAAGUAACUCUUGAUUUAUAUAACGAAUUAGAUUCUUCGUAUGAGUAUGAAUCACGAAUAUGUGACCCUCACUCGUGUUCCUCGUACAUUAGUAAUAUUAAGCAUAGUCAUAAUA
Molecule: messenger RNA, 1555 nt
Organism: Ostrinia furnacalis (Asian corn borer)
Lineage: Eukaryota; Metazoa; Arthropoda; Insecta; Lepidoptera; Crambidae
Exons: 3
Coding region: 165-1304 (379 amino acids)
Molecular function (GO): nucleic acid binding; zinc ion binding
Source: RefSeq, a predicted model, not a curated record